UUUCUGCAAAGGCACCUGUAAUUCUUGAUGUCAGCUUCAGGAAGUAAAGCCUCUCGGUAUUAGUUAUCAAAUAUUUGCGUGUCUGAGCCGCUUGAUCGAUCGGGUUUUGUCCAAACAGCUCAGUUUGAUGCGCCUUCUUUGUAUUUCUUAUGCUUUGGCUGUUUGUGGGAUGCAUGUUUGCAUUAACCAAUUUAAAAAAACGUUUGUUCCAUGCAGGUAAAAACUGUUAAUACAGUUUUGAUAGUUGUGUCUGGCCAACCCAAGCGGACACCAUCAAGAAUCUCCACUUUUCUCCUUCUGCGCUCCUUCAGUUCACUUCAUCAUAUUUAUGACCCAGAGAGAAUGAAAAAGAAAAAAAAAAAAAUAUUAAAAUGCUCCCUGUCAGUCCAUCACUGCUGCCCCUCAAUAGCGCACUGCCUUGCGUCUCCACAGUUGUCCAGUUUCCAAACCGGGUUAUCUGUGCUGGCGUUGACGUCAAAGCAGCAGGCUGGAUGUAUAAAAGUCCCCGGACCUCUCCCGUCGCCGCUCACAGGACUUUUUAGACUCCAACGCUGACAUCUGACAUCUCACAGACCGACUACAAAGUUCAGCUGCAGCAUCUGGAGAGCAUAAAGACAUGAAGUCUGUCCCCCUCCUCCUGCUCCUCUCCUCGGUCCUCCUUUCAUCACACCUCCGUCCCGUCGCCGGCAGACCGCACUUCUUUCCCGUCUGGCUGAAUGGCAGCGGCCGUCUCCAGACGCAGCAGCUGGACGAAGUGCUUCUCAAAGCGGCUGCGGACAGGGCGGCGUCAGAUCUACAGGACGACAACGUCCUGAGAUUUCUCCAAAGGAGGAACCCGGAUCACCUUCACCUGCUCUCGCCAGAGGAGGAGAGCGAGGAAGAGGCGCUGAGGACCGCGGUGCGGCUGCUGAAGCGCAGCGAGGAACCGCCGCUGUCCAUCGACCUGACCUUCCACCUGCUGAGGAAUAUGAUCCAGAUGGCCAAGAUGGAGAGCCAGCGAGAGCAGGCUCAGCUCAACCGCAAAGUGCUCGACGAGGUGGGGAAGUAAACUUCAGCU
Messenger RNA from Melanotaenia boesemani (Boeseman's rainbowfish), 1057 nucleotides. RefSeq names its product urotensin 1 (gene ucn1). Gene Ontology annotation, molecular function: hormone activity. The record is from RefSeq and is a predicted model, not a curated record. The coding region runs from base 617 to 1048 and encodes 143 amino acids. Gene Ontology annotation, cellular component: extracellular region. The transcript is spliced from 2 exons. Lineage: Eukaryota; Metazoa; Chordata; Actinopteri; Atheriniformes; Melanotaeniidae.